GGCACAGACAGAGACGGCAAAAUUCAUAGAGUUGAAUCCUCUUUUGUUUGGAUUGUGCCGCAAAAUCCAACUGUCUAGUCUUGUAGUAGUUGCAGCACACAGCUCACACCCGAAUCGACUUGCUAGUUCCUACCAAACAUUAGGUUCCCGGAGAACAAAAUCCAGGGAAGUGAAGAGCGAGGGAUUAAUAUGGGAGAUGCGUUGGAGAGGCUGGGAUCGGAGGAGACGAUGGUAGGUGUGGAUACGAGCAUGAAGGAGGAAUUGUCUAUGGAGAUCGAUCCGCCGCUUCAAGAUAACUUCGCCACCGCUGAGGACUGGAGGAAGGCCCUCAACAACGUGGUCCCCGCCGUAGUGGUGCUCAGGACUACGGCUUGUCGGGCCUUCGACACCGAGUCCGCUGGCGCCAGCUAUGCUACUGGCUUCGUUGUCGACAAGCGCCGCGGGAUCAUCUUGACCAAUCGCCAUGUUGUUAAGCCUGGACCUGUGGUUGCAGAGGCUAUGUUUGUAAACCGUGAAGAAAUCCCUGUACACCCCAUAUAUAGAGAUCCUGUUCAUGAUUUUGGCUUCUUCCGUUAUGAUCCGGGUGCAAUACAAUUUCUUAACUAUGAGGAAAUCCCUCUUGCUCCUGAGGCUGCAUGCGUGGGACUAGAAAUUAGGGUUGUUGGUAAUGAUAGUGGUGAGAAGGUUUCCAUUUUGGCUGGCACACUGGCUCGUUUAGAUAGAGAUGCUCCACAUUAUAAAAAGGAUGGGUAUAACGAUUUCAAUACUUUCUACAUGCAAGCAGCAUCUGGUACUAAGGGUGGUUCUAGUGGUUCCCCUGUAAUUGAUUGGCAAGGCAGGGCAGUGGCCUUGAAUGCUGGAAGCAAGUCAUCUAGUGCAUCUGCCUUCUUUUUGCCAUUAGAACGUGUUGUUAGGGCAUUAAAAUUUCUCCAGAAGGGUAAAGAUUCUAAUAUAGAGAAGUGGGAGGCUGUUUCCAUACCUCGUGGUACGCUUCAGUCCACAUUUCUUCACAAAGGAUUUGAUGAAACACGCCGGCUUGGUCUGCAAAGUGAAACAGAGCAGAUCGUACGACAUGCAUCUCAACUAGGGGAAACUGGAAUGCUUGUUGUCGACUCAGUGGUGCCAGGUGGCCCGGCUCAUAUGAAGCUGGAGCCAGGUGAUAUUCUUGUGAAGGUGAAUGGAGAAGUGGUUACACAAUUUCUGACCUUGGAGAUUUUGCUAGAUGACAGUGUUGACCAGAAGAUUGAAUUGCAGAUUGAAAGGGGUGGCACGUCAUUUAACAUAAUCUUACUUGUUCAGAAUCUACACUCAAUUACUCCAGAUUAUUUCUUAGAAGUAAGCGGUGCAGUCAUACACCCUCUCUCUUAUCAACAGGCAAGAAAUUUCCGUUUCCACUGUGGCCUUGUGUAUGUUGCGGAUCCUGGAUAUAUGCUGUUUAGAGCUGGAGUUCCUCGGUAUGCCAUAAUUAAGAAGUUUGCUGGUGAAGAAAUAUCAAAAAUUGAGGAGCUAAUUUUGGUUCUAUCUAAGAUGUCACGGGGUGCUCGAGUACCUUUAGAAUACAUCAGCUACAUGGAUCGGCAUCGAAGAAAGUCUGUUCUAGUCACUGUUGAUCGUCAUGAAUGGUAUGCUGCUCCUCAAAUAUUCGCUCGUGAUGAUAGUUCUGGUUUAUGGGUACCAACACCUGCUUAUAAACACUCAUCUGUUUGGCAACCAUCUGUUGUCAUUGAUGUUGGACAUCACCUAACAAGCCAAACAGUUCCAUCCAGUGGUGGGGCUUCUUGUGUUGAACAUAUCCAUUAUAGUAACAUCCAUGAGUUGACUGAUGGUAUUACUAGUAUGGAAACGAGUUAUGAACAUGGUUCUGAGGAAAUCUCUUCCCGGGACAAGACUGAUAUCGAGACAAAGAAACGAUGGGUAGAGGAGAAUUUAUCUGCUGAUGGACUUAUUACUGAUUGUUCCCUAGAUGAAUCAGUGGAACUUAAGUUGGAUGAUCCAAAUUCUGUGGAAAAUGGACUUCUAAGAGAUUAUCAGGGUGCAACAACUGCAGUUGCUAAUGCUUCAUUGGCAGAACGUGUGAUAGAGCCCACUCUUGUAAUGCUCGAGGUGCAUAUACCACAAUCAUGCAUGGUUGAUGGUGUCCAUUCACAACAUUUUUUUGGGACUGGUGUAAUUAUCUAUCAUUCUCAAGACAUGGGAUUGGUGGCAGUUGACAAGAAUACUGUUGCAAUAACUGCAUCGGAUGUGAUGCUUUCAUUUGCUGCUUUUCCUAUUGAAAUUCCUGGGGAGGUGGUUUUCCUCCAUCCUGUGCACAAUUAUGCUCUUGUUGCUUAUAACCCCUCUGCUCUCGGUUCUAUUGGUGCAUCUGUUGUUCGUGCUGCAGAAUUAGUUCCUGAGCCUGCAUUACGUCGCGGGGAUUCUGUCUGUCUUGUGGGUUUAAGUAGAAGUCUCCAAGCAACGUCAAGAAAAUCCAUUGUGACCAACCCUUGUGCUGCUUUGAAUAUCGACUCAGCUGAUUCUCCACGGUACAGAGCAACAAAUAUGGAAGUAAUUGAACUUGAUACUGAUUUUGGCAGUACAUUUUCGGGUGUACUUACUGACGAGCGAGGUAGGGUUCAAGCUAUUUGGGGAAGCUUUUCAACUCAGUUAAAAUUUGGUAAUACAUCUGAAGAUCAUCAAUUUGUUAGAGGCCUUCCAAUAUAUGCAAUCAGUCUAGUUCUUGACAAAAUCAUUUCUGGUGCAAAAGGACCUUCCCUUCUCAUAAAUUGCAUCAAAAAGCCAAUGCCGCUUGUUAGGAUCUUAGAGGUUGAACUCUAUCCUACAUUGCUUUCAAAAGCUAGAAGCUUUGGCCUGAAUGAUGAUUGGGUUAAGGCUCUUGUCAAGAAAGACCCAAUUAGACGGCAAGUUUUGCGUGUAAAAGGUUGUUUGGCUGGAUCAAAGGCUGAGAAUUUAUUAGAACAGGGUGACAUGGUGUUGGCAAUCAACAAAGAACCUGUUACUUGCUUCCGUGACAUUGAAAAUGCUUGCCAAACGUUAGACAAGUUUGAGGAUGCUGAUGGGAGGCUUAACUUGACCAUUUUUCGGCAGGGACGUGAGAUUGAUCUCCUUGUGGGAACAGAUGUAAGGGAUGGCAAUGGCACAAAUCAUGCAAUAAAUUGGUGUGGAGCCAUUAUCCAGGAUCCUCAUCCAGCCGUUCGUGCUCUUGGAUUUCUUCCCGAAGAAGGUCAUGGCGUGUAUGUGGCAAGGUGGUCUCAUGGAAGUCCCGUACAUAGAUAUGGUCUCUACGGUCUUCAGUGGAUUGUCGAAGUUAAUGGAAGACCAACUCCUGAUUUAGAUGCCUUUGUUAAUGUUACAAAGGGUCUAGAACAUGGAGAAUUUGUCCGGGUGAAGACCAUCCACCUUAAUGGGAAGCCCCGAGUGAUGUCAUUGAAGCAGGAUUUACACUACUGGCCUACAUGGGAGCUCAAACUUGAUCGCGAUACUGCAAUAUGGCGUAGAGAAAUAAUCAAGGGAUUGGAUUGCACUAAUAUCUGAACUAGGAUUCACUCUUGGCUUCGAAAGAAGUAGCAUACACAUUGAAUAGUAUCAUAUUAUUCCGCCAGUUCAUUACAGAUGCCUGCUUAUUGGUUACGUUGUGUUAUGAUAAUUUGAGUGGAAGAUAUGGUAUUGAUGGACAGGCGGGUUAUACAUACCUGGAUCAAAUAACUGUCAUUGCUCUCUCGUCAUUGGAUAUCUUCAAAUGGAGCCAUACUUGGAAAUUUGAUGGGAAAUUAAGUUAUUGCAAAGACUCAAGUGUUUUCAUGCUUUGAGUCGGAGUGUACAUUGAGAGACAAAUAAGACAGAAUUGUUAUGUGAAUUAACUGUGCUAAUAUAAAUUCUCUCUUUUGGCU
Messenger RNA from Tripterygium wilfordii, 3887 nucleotides. RefSeq names its product protease Do-like 7. Gene Ontology annotation, molecular function: protein binding; serine-type endopeptidase activity. Gene Ontology annotation, biological process: proteolysis. The transcript is spliced from 24 exons. The record is from RefSeq and is a predicted model, not a curated record. Lineage: Eukaryota; Viridiplantae; Streptophyta; Magnoliopsida; Celastrales; Celastraceae. The coding region runs from base 190 to 3531 and encodes 1113 amino acids.